Capsicum annuum is the source of this 663-nucleotide messenger RNA. RefSeq lists its product as uncharacterized. Bases 1 to 663 code for a protein of 220 amino acids. The record is from RefSeq and is a predicted model, not a curated record. The transcript has a single exon. NCBI's taxonomy places the organism in Eukaryota, Viridiplantae, Streptophyta, Magnoliopsida, Solanales, Solanaceae.
AUGAAUUCGAGUUAUGUUUCUACGAGUACUACUACUAGUGCCCUAUCUUCUUCUUCUCCCUUGUACUUACUGCCCUUUGAUUUUCUGGAAACUAUUUUGGUCAAUACGAUUUUUAAUGGUAUCGGUUAUGAAAGUUGGAGGAAGGGAAUGAAGUUAGGUUUGUCUUGUAAGAACAAAUUAGGGCUGAUAAAUGGUAGUGUGCCCAAACCUCAACCUACUUCGCCGCUUUUUGAGCCUUGGAAUCGAUGUAAUGAUAUGGUAGUUGCUUGGAUUUUAAAUAGCCUAGAUAAGGAAAUUACGGAAACAGUGAUGUACACUGAAUUUGCUGAAAAAUUCUGGAAGGAUAUAGAACAGAGAUUUGUUCAAGUUAGUGGUCUUAAAAUUUUCCAAAUCCGAAAAGAUAUUUCUUCCAUUACCCAGGACAACUCUAAUAUCGCCUCAUACUUCAAUCGAAUUAAGAGGCUUUGGAAUGAGUUGUGUUUUUCCAUUUCAUAUCCUGAGUGUGAGUGUGGUUGCAAAGAGGCUUUUCAGAAACUUGAUGAAGAACAGAGGGAACAUCAAUUUUUAAGUGGCCUGAACGACUCUUACUCUACCAUUAGGAGGAAUAUCCUUUUGAUGAAGCCUCUACCUGAUGUGGACAAUGUCUUCCAUGCUCAUAAAUGA